Nilaparvata lugens (brown planthopper) is the source of this 918-nucleotide messenger RNA. RefSeq lists its product as uncharacterized. NCBI's taxonomy places the organism in Eukaryota, Metazoa, Arthropoda, Insecta, Hemiptera, Delphacidae. The record is from RefSeq and is a predicted model, not a curated record. The transcript is spliced from 3 exons. Bases 376 to 705 code for a protein of 109 amino acids.
GAGUUUAGAAAGUAUAUUGUAUGGGCCAAGCCAUUUGAAUCAACCGCGCUCACUCACGGCCAUCUAGCAUGCCACUGCCAUCAGCCGCUCUAAGAUCGCCUAUUUCAAUAUGUAGAUAGCACUGUUCUCCCUCUGGUUUCCCCCGCCUUUUUGCUCCCCAGUUCUCUUCCGACUUGUAACUGCUUGAGGAAGCUUGGUGCCCUGACGCUUCACGAUUGUUUCUCUCUUUAAAGAAGUUAAUAAAUGUAUUACCGCUUCGCUUGUUUGAAUUUAAACUACUACCGCGACUAGUGAGGAAAAGUUAUUGUUAGAGUACUCCGCUAAAUAUCUAGAGUUGGAUCUUCUUUGUGUAAUCUCUUCGCCGCAACAUGGGCCAUGUGUUCAUCAUCGCCAGUGCAAGUGAAUCCUGAUUAUCUGACCGUGCUACCGCCUACCAGAACGAGGAGACCGCUCUUACAGUCCACUGUGAACCCGCCAUACCCAAAUGAGACGCCUUUAAAGAAUUAUACCUUACGACAAGCCAACGACAAGCCAAAAUGGUUCAAGCAGACUCUAGUAACAAUGAUGAUACGCGCCAAUGUCGACUCAGAAAUGAAGCCUUAUGGCAUCUACACGCUCAACUAUGUGUCAUUCAAAGAUUUAAUGAAAGCAACCUUUUCAUUUGGAAACGUAUUCUACAGUAAAAAACAGGCCAGUCAGACGUGAAGCAUUGAGGAUCAUACAAAUAAAAGUUUUUAGUAUCAUAUUGUGGAAAGACGUUUUUCAAAAUAUUGAUGUUUUCAUCUCUAUUACCAAUCAAUGAAUAGACUGUUUUGAUAAAAAUCAAUUCAUCUAUACUGUAUAUUUGAAUGUGAAAUUGGAAAUAAUCGAAGAAAAUGUUUGUUCCUUUUAUAAUAAGGUAUUAUUGCUUGAAAUAGG